AUGUUCAAACGCUACCUAUGCCAAUUGCUCUUCUUUUCAAUUGCCUUUCUCAUCCUAUUCUUUCAUGUUUAUCAUCAGCUUGGCUUUGAUCUCUAUCAACAUGAUGUUGUUUUGCAGAGAAGUAAAUCAUCGGAAUUAGUUCAACGAUGUGUUCUUGGUUGCAUCAAUCCAAAGACCCAUCCAAACACCAAGCAAAGUACAAUUAAAAUUGGAGAUGUAUUGUUUCAUCAGGGAGUUGUUGAUACAGUUGGUUUUCCUCCAAAUUUGCCAAUUGUGGUGGUGGAUUAUCAGUUGAAUAGAACAAAUUUUGUGUUGGAAUGGAAGACAGUGCAAAAAUCAGAUUGGUUGGAUAUGAGCGAACGAUAUUCCUAUUCGAAUGUGGAUGGUCAUUUGAGAAUCAAGGUGUUUGAGAGUGGUUAUUUGACUCUGUUGACUAAUUGGUUGACACCUUUUGAUUCAUUCCACUACUGGCGCUUGAAUUCGUGUCUUGGAUCAAACAAAGUUUUGUAA
Molecule: messenger RNA, 510 nt
Organism: Naegleria gruberi
Lineage: Eukaryota; Heterolobosea; Eutetramitea; Acrasida; Naegleriidae
Exons: 1
Coding region: 1-510 (169 amino acids)
Source: RefSeq, a predicted model, not a curated record